UGACUCUCGCGAUUAGUUUUUUUCUCUCUGUGUUAAACUUUUAAACGACGCUGUUUUGGAUUCGAGUUAUUAAUUUACUUGAAAAGUGUUCUUAACUGACAAUAUUUCGGCAUCUGUAAAUCAUUCCGCUAUUUUAUGGCACCUUUUAAAAAACGAUCUAAACCAGAAACUUUUCCAAAUGAAGAAUCAAAUUCUAAGCGAAGGAAUGUCUUUGAGGAUCUUGUUUUGUCGCAACAAGACGGUUAUAACUUUCGAUGUGGAAAAAUAAUUCGAAUUCAUUUGACGAACUUUAUGUGCCAUUCGAAUCUUGUAAUAAGCUUCAGCGAUCGAGUUAAUUUCCUUGUUGGAAACAAUGGCAGUGGUAAGAGCGCCAUCCUUGCAGCUUUGGUGUUGGGACUUGGAUCUAAAGCCAGUAAUACAAAUCGUUCGCAGAAUAUGCAAAUAUAUGUUAUUUACAGAAUUCAUUAAAACUGAUGAGACAUUUACAAAUAUUGAAAUUGAAAUAUCGAAUUCUGGAGUCGAUGCUUUUAAUUAUGAGACAUAUGGUGACAAAAUAAUAAUAAUUCGACACAUAACUGAAAAAACCUCCUGUUAUCGAAUCAAAAAUGCACAAGGAACAGUUGUUUCAAAAAAGGUUGAUGACUUACAUAAAAUCAUAUUAUACCACAACAUACAAGUUGAAAAUCCUGUUUUUGUUUUAAAUCAAGAAAAUGCUCGAGUAUUUUUAAAAGACCUUGAUCCCUCCAAAAACUAUGAAUUAUUCAUCAAAGCAACUCAAAUUGAAAUUAUUGGCGAGAAAUUAAAUGAUUGCCUUCGUGCUUCUAAACUUCAAUCAUUACAACUGAAUUGUUUGGGUCAGAGAAUAUCACAAUAUAAGGAAGACAUCCGUGAACUUAAAGAAAAACUUGCUAAUUUGGAUUCUAUUGAAAGAGUAAAGAAACUUAUUAAAAAAUGUGAACUAGAAAGGCUAUGGAUAUUAGUUAUAAAUCAGGAAAAAAAAAUACACGAAGUUGAUUUUUCGAUAGAAAAGCUAAUAUCUCAAAAAAAUGAAUAUGAGAACAGGCUGCAAAAUAAAGAAUCAUUUGAAACAGAAAGUAAAAAUGCCUUAAGUGAGAUUGAAACUAAUUUGCAAGAGAAAAGAAGAAUAUAUGCUGAAGAAAACCUUAAAUACUUAUCCUUAAAAAAUAAAAUGGUAGAAAAUAAUGAUCGCUUCAAUGAAUUAAAUGCAGGUGUUGAAAGUUUAAAUAAGAAAAACUUUUUUGUUAAAACACAAAUUGACAAAUUAAAUGAAUAUAUUGCCCAAAAAGCCUCAGAUAAUCGUGUGAGUGUACAAGGUCUUCGAACGUCGAAUGAAAAAGAACUUAGUGGACUACAGCAACAGAGAAAAGAUGUUACAGCUAUUCUUGAAGGAACUAAACGUGAUGUUGAACUAUUAUCCGAAAACAAGGGACGGAUUGACCAGAAAAUUGAAGAUCUAAAAAAGAAUCAAUAUCGUCUACAAGAAGAAGCGCGAAACAUUCAAUCUCAAAUAAACAACAUAAAUGCAAAUUCUAAAGAUGCUCUUUCGAUCUAUGGAGAGCAUGUCAGUCGCAUUGUACUUACUAUUAAUAAGCUUUAUCAGGAGAAGCAAUUUAGUGAGAUGCCACGUGGCCCCCUAGGCCGAUAUAUUGAAGUUGUUGAUGAAAGAUUUCGAAAUGCGGUCGAAAAUCAAUUAGGUGGUUUGAUAAAUAGUUUUGUUGUGAGUAACAACAGAGAUUAUAAAAUAUUGGAAAAUGUUCUAAAAAAACAUCAAAAUUUCAAUCCAACUAUCAUUACUACCAAGUUCAUGAACAAAGUUUAUGAUGUAUCAAAAGGCAUAGUUAGUCCUCCUCAUGGGACUAAGCUACUUAUGGACCAAAUACGUUGUUGUGAUACUGUGGUCCUUAACUGUCUUAUCGAUCGCGUUUCAAUUGAAAGUAUUCUUCUUACCGAAAGUAAAGAAGUUGCAGAAAAAUUUACAUCCACCAUUAAAAGUGUUCCAAAAAAUCUAAGAAAAAUUAUACUGAUUAAACCAGGCCUUGAAUACUGUCCAGAGCCUUCGUAUCGAAUUUAUUCACUUAAAAUUCAGCCCGCUCGGUUUAUACAAGUUGACAUUCGUGAAAGAUUAUAUCAAUUGGAGCUGGAAAUGAAAUCAUGUAGAGAAGAAACUAAUCUAUGUGAGUCGAUGUUGCGAGAGUUAAAUUCACAGUUACAUUUAGCAGCACAAAAUAUUAAAACAAAUAGAAAUUUGGUUGAAAAGCUCGAGUAUACAGAAAGGGGCUUGUGUGAGCGAAUACACGAGUUAGAAUGUUUUCAAUAUCCAGCUUGCAAUGAAAUGGAUCUUUUGACAAAUGAAUUACAAGAGUGCAAAACAAAGGUCUCCCAAACUGAAAAAAAACUUGAAGAGAAAAUCAAAGAAGCAUCUGAAACGAAAAUUGAACUAAGAGGAAUCAAAGAAGAGCUUAAAGAGAAAAAAGUUUCCUUAAAUGCGAUCGAAACUGAAAUUAAUCAAAUAAAAAGCAAAUCAGAUGACAUACGUGUUAAUUUAUCGAAGUUUAUGCAUAAUGUGCGAGCCAUGGAAACUGAACUUAAAGAAACGGAUUCAUCUGUUCAAGAACUCGAGGGACAAAGAAAAUUAAUGGUUCAAACUCUUGUUGAGUUAUGUUCUGACGCGGAAAAAUGUGGUUCACGUAUUGAUUCCCAGCGGCCAGAAAAAGAUAUAAACGAAAUAAUUCGAAAACUCAAGAAUGAAAUCAAACAUAAAAGCCAAAGCAAAGAAAGUCCAAAAGAAUUGCACACAUUAAUAGAAGGUAAAUCACAAACAUUGUCUAAAAAUGAGGAGCUCUAUUUAUCUGUAAAAGAAACUCUGGAAAUGUUGAAUGACUCUCGCAUUAAAAGAUUUCGAUUUAUAAAACAUUUAAAACGCCAUAUGGCAAUGAAGGUGAUAUUUACUUUUCAGGGUAUACUUAGUUAUCGUCAAUUCACCGGUGAUAUAUCAAUCGACCACGACGAACGUAAGCUAACUUUGUCCAUUUUUCCAAGAGACCAUGGCUUGGAAGGAUCUAUUUCAAGUACAAAAGCUCUAUCUGGCGGAGAAAGGUCUUUUUCGACGGUUGCAUUUCUGCUCUCACUAUGGUCGUGUGUAGAUCAUCCGUUUUAUUUAUUGGACGAAUACGACGUAUUCACAGAUGAAGUUAAUCGUGAGGUCAUGACACAAAUGCUUUUAAAUGAAGCUGAAGCUAAACCACAAAGGCAGUACACAUUCCUUUCACCACAAGAUAUGGCAUUGGAGACAAAAGACUACAUAAAAAUUCACAGAUUGGCAGAUCCAACACAAUAAAAGGACAAUAAGGAACUUUCAAUUAUUAAAAAUUGAAACAACAUACAUUAUUUUUCAUUUCCGUACGAAUAUAUACUUUUUUCAAUUUUUAGUGUUAUACAAAAAUAGAAUAAUUAGAAGAACAUAUUUGUAAUAUUCUUAAGUCAAACUGUUUUUGUGAAAAAUAAGAUUCAAAUAGGAUUCAUUUUUUUCUGCUAUCUUUAAGUUCAAUUAAUGAGCGAUGUGACAGUUUUGAUUUGAUCGUUCUGCUUUCUUUUUUUGUUUUGCUAACUUGUUCUUAUCAACUGCAAUAAAAUCUGCAUUAUCGUCUGUUAACGAAAAGAGAAUUUAUAAAAUGGAAAUAAAGCUUUCGAAUAUUGAAGAAACGAUUCUCAAACUGUUGUCGAAAAAAUAAGCAUUUGAAGGCAUACACAAAUCCAAAGUAUUUGGUAUGCCUUCAAAUGCAUUGAAUUGAACUUGAAGAAAUAAAAUAAAAAAACAACCUACAUUUUUUGUUUAAAUAAAAUGCUCACUUUUUAAUAAAAUAAUAAUCUAAUUUUCUCAAUUUUA
Molecule: messenger RNA, 3907 nt
Organism: Eupeodes corollae
Lineage: Eukaryota; Metazoa; Arthropoda; Insecta; Diptera; Syrphidae
Gene: SMC6
Product: structural maintenance of chromosomes protein 6
Exons: 18
Coding region: 353-3358 (1001 amino acids)
Biological process (GO): double-strand break repair via homologous recombination; chromosome organization
Cellular component (GO): chromosome; site of double-strand break; nucleus
Molecular function (GO): protein binding; ATP binding; single-stranded DNA binding
Source: RefSeq, a predicted model, not a curated record